Molecule: messenger RNA, 6615 nt
Organism: Adineta ricciae
Lineage: Eukaryota; Metazoa; Rotifera; Eurotatoria; Adinetida; Adinetidae
Source: the annotation of a GenBank genome assembly
AUGGCAUUAACUGUGUUUUUAUUCAAAGUUUCUCAUCUUAAUUUAUCGAAAAAUUCCUCUCAAAUCAGUCUUAACACAAAUGAUAGUGAAUCAGUAAUGGACGCACCAACAGUGCGACUGAUUGUUGAUGAAAAUACGACACUACUUAGUGCGAAAACGACCUUUCGAGGUAUCAGUCUUUGGUCGAACAAUGUUCCGGUGUUCAAAGAUGAAGCAAGUUUUCUGGCGCGUGGUCAACAACCGAAGAAAUUCAAUUUUAAUCUAGCGGAAGCGUUAUCGUCAGCGGAUAAAAUUCGCAUGGAGUUCUAUACACAUACAAAUCGAAAAAAACGCAAAAAACUAGUGGCAAUUUUUGAAAUGGUUUUAGAAUCUCUGAAGGAUUUACAAUUUGUUCAUCUUGUCGAUGAGAAUCUAUUCGAUCCACACAAUUAUCUAAUGACAACGACUGCCGAAUUGAAAUUGUACUAUACGCCGCCGGAUAUCGAGCAAAUUAACACAACAUUAGGUGCCGCUGAUGCUGAUAAGCAGCUAACUGAUUGGAAAAAUGUAUUUGAUGAACAGGGAAGACACGGUGGACAUCGAUAUCGACAUAUUCAUUCGAAAAAAGAUCCAACAAUUCGAAGACUUCGUAAGAAGUUUGUUGGUCGUACUGACGAUGCCGACACCGAUUCAGGUAGUGAUGAAGAUUUCAAUAUCAAUAACGAGUUGAAAGCCGAUGAACCAGGCGAAGAAGAAAGAAAACAGAAAGUUCAACACGGAAACAUCGAAUUACUACAAAAAAGUUUGGGUCGAUAUGAAGGUGAUCCAUAUGAAAUCAACGAAUGGCAAAUUAUGGUUCAUGUUAUUCAGGGACGAGAAUUUCCUGGAUUGGAAUUGAAUCCGUAUGUUUGCGUUCAAAUUGAUGAUCAAAAACGUUACACAAAUAUUCAUCAAUCGUCGAAUUCGCCAUACUUCGGAGAAUUUUUCACCUUUGAUUUCGCGCUGCCGGCUAUGCAAGUGAUGCAGAAAGUGAUUUUUUUCAAAGUUCAUCAUUCGAGAAAGAUUAUCAGUACGUUUACAGACACAAAACCAAUCGCCGUAUUUCGAUUGGAUAUCGGCACUAUUUACAAUGAAAAAGAACAUUCGUUCGAACGAAAAUGGGCGCAAUUGAUCAAUCCGGAAAAUAUCGAAGCUUAUUGCGGCCAUUUACUUCUUUCCAUUACCGUCACCGAACGCGGCGCUCCAUCAGCGAAUUUGCUGAAUCAACUGGACGAAGACGAUGAUGAAUACAAACCAUCAAAAGCAUUGGUUCCUGCCGCUAUGCCACAUCCGUUAUUUCCCGUUCAACUCAAAAUCACAUUUUACACCGCUUCGGAACUGCCAGAAAUGAUGACGGAAUUUCUGACAUCAGUCUCGAAAAAAAUCCUGCAACCCGACGGUUGGGAACCUGUCGAUCCCUAUGUCGAAAUCAAUUAUAACACAAUGCGAGCUGUGACAAGUCAUAUCAAUGGUACCACACCAGUUUGGGGUGAAGCAUUUUAUUUAAUCGGACGUUUUCCUCCGUUGAUCCGAACGAUUAAAAUCGCAUUGAAAGAUCACGCGGCUGUACAACGUGAUCGAAUUAUUUCGUCAACGUUCAUCGAUCUCUUCUCCAUCAGUGAAACAAGUUCGUCCGCAGGCUUUUUACCAACAUUCGGUCCGACAUGGAUGUUCUUGUACGGAAGUCCUCGUGAAUACACGAUAAAUAAAGAACAGGAUGGUCUUAGCGAAGGAAUGGGCGAAGCUGUUUGUUACAAAGGACGUUUAUUAAUGGAAAUCGAAUGUCAUCCAGUCAGUGGAGAAAACACAUCAAAUAUGACUAUACAAAAAGAAACUGGAAUUCAACUACCUGAAGCAAAUUUAUUUCCAAUGAAACGAACAUUUCUUUUAUUUGGUUGUAUUUAUGAAGCGACAAUGAUUGAUAAAGCAUAUGGAAACACCUCAAUUUGUUUCGAAUUGAGUAUUGGUUCAAGUGGAUAUCUGAAUCCUCAGCAAAUGAUUGAAGCAACACGUGUUCCUGUCACAUCGUUAACGCGAUCAUAUCCAUCUGUUCCAGUUGACAACAAUAAGCAAUACUUCCGUUUACCGAUUGACUUACAAAAGCCGAUCUUCUUUACGAAAUAUACAUUUCACGAUUAUGUCUUUCGAAUGACAUUGUCCAAUCGUUUUAAAAAUGCCGCUGAACAUAUCCAAAAACAAAUUCGUAAUUUCGAAUCUAAAAUCGAUUCGCAAGUUUCCGCUGAAGCUCUCAUGGAAGAAUAUCAGAAAAUUCACGAUUAUAUCCAUGCAUUGCCAUGUGGAUGUGCUGAACGUAUAUCCGCUGAAGCUUCCUAUGGUAUCGCUCCUGUAGUUCACCCGAGUUUAUCUGAAGUCUUAGAUUCGGUUCCAACAUCGAAAAUGAACGCCUUGGACGAAAAGCGGCGAACGAAACUCAUAUUUAAUUUGAACUCUAUCAAAGCUUGGAUUUCGAAGAAGCGCGAUUACGACGAAUCGAAACGGUAUGAUAUCGUCAAAGAUUUGAAUCAAAUUGCUCGAGCAUUCCGAUUGAUGGCCGUUGAUGCACAAGCUGCAUUACCAGAUGUAUUUCUAUGGAUGAUAAGUGAUUCGAAACGAGUGGCGUAUGUAAGAAUUCCAGCUGAAGAUCUUCUAUUCAAUUUAUGUGAAGGUGACAAAGGUUUUCACAAUGGUCGAGUUCAAACAUUCUUUCUCAAAACACCACGCUCAACGGAUAAACCAUUGAAUACUUCGGCGAAUGCCAAAGUACAAAUGUUUUUAUGGCUGGGUAUCGAAGAGUACGAACCUUACUUAUACAGACAAUUACCGACUGGAUUCGAUAUGCCAGUAUUACCAUUACAAGCAUCAACAAAAACUCUUCGCUAUGGCGAACGACAUUUCUACGAAGUACGAUGUCAUUGUUUGAAAGCACGAGCGUUGAUUGCUUCGGAUGAUACGGGUUUGUCUGAUCCUUUUCUAAGUAUCACUGUUGGCACUGCAACACAAAACACACCGAUUCUUCUCCAAUCUUUAUGUCCACAAUGGAACGUGACAUUAGCCUUUCCGAAUUUAGUUCACGUAGGUGACCGACAAUCCGCCGAACAAAUCAUUGGAAACAUUGUUGUCGAAUGUUACGAUUAUGACGAACAAGGUCUUCAGGACACUGAUGGACCCGAUCUAAUUGGACGUUUUUCCACAACAGCUAAACUUAAUCUGUACAAGAAAGAUGAUCCGGAUCAGGAAUAUCCAUUUCAAUGGUUCGAAUUCAAGAUGGGCGAUAAACGAGCUGGUGAACUUCUUGCAGCAUUUGAACUGAUCGAAAUGAACCCAGAAAAUCAAGACCCUGAUUCGACAUACGAAUUAAUAGAAUAUUCAAUAACACCGGAAAAUUUUCCUCCGACAACUUUCGUCACGAAAAAUAUCAAGAAACAUCCACUCUAUCGAAUUCCACAUCAACUCAUGCCACCGAUGAAACCUUAUGAAAUCGAAAUUAUGUUUUGGGGUCUACGAGAGUGUCGAUCNUUUCCUCCGACAACUUUCGUCACGAAAAAUAUCAAGAAACAUCCACUCUAUCGAAUUCCACAUCAACUCAUGCCACCGAUGAAACCUUAUGAAAUCGAAAUUAUGUUUUGGGGUCUACGAGAGUGUCGAUCAAUUGGCCUUCAAUCGAUCCAACAAGCUGAAGUGACGAUCGAAUGUGCAGGUGAACGAACAAUGAGAACGAUCAAAGAUGUGCAAAAAUAUCCGAAUUUUUCGGUCUCAACCGGUCAACCGGAUAUCUAUAUCCUUCGUGUUAAUUUACCGGACGAUAAUAAAUUCUGGCCACAUUUAAGCAUUCUUUGUGUGCAAAAUCGGCUCUUUGGAAUGAAAGAAAUCGUCGGAAAUUUAGUUGUAACUGAUUUACAAAAGUUUCUCGAUCGACCAUUUAAACAACUUUCACCAACUGAAGAAGCGUUGGCUAAUGCGAUUAACGAAAUGUCGAAAACAAUGCCCUAUGACUUCAAUCGCGUCCGAAAGUCGAUUGUUGAUGCCUACGAAGCCGCCUUAGCGUCGAAAAACAAAGAUAUUGGUAAGGAAAAACUAAGUAAAUUCGAGAAGGAAGCUGGCAAAGGAACCAAUGACCGUGAAAGUCAACGUGCGAUUAUUGAAGAUGAUGCAUUAUCUCAAACAAAAGAGGACGAUGAUGAAAACCAGGAGUCCGGAGGUAGAAAGUCCAACGACCUACAGGAGAUGACAAGUGCUGACGAAUUAUCACCGAGUGAUGAACUGGAUAAUCGGGCUUUAAAAACCGUUGAGAAGAUCAAACGAGACGAAAUGGAAAAGAACGCCGGAUGGUGGAACAAAUACUACGCAUCGAAAGCCAGACUUAGAUUGCAACAACGAGCAAAUGCCGAACUUUUCGAAGAGCCGGCAGACACCGCCAUUGCUUAUGCGGAUUUUUACGAUGGACGACAAAAACGUCCGACCAAUCGAACGUUAGCUUUAUGGAUGUCAGUGAAGAAAAUCUUUUCACAAGGUGGAAAAGCACAGAAAACGUUCAAUCGUCUCAAAGCUGCACAAUACGAUCAAUCCGAAAACGAUAAAAAAAAAAAAACAGCGUUCGAUGAAAGUUUGGACAGUAUCGAAACUGAUCGAUUGAAACAAUUAACAUUGCUGCAAACAUUCGAUAUCGUCGAAACAUCAUUGGAAAAUGUGUUCGAUUAUGAAGGAUUCAACGACUGUUUAGACACUUUUGCUUUAUACAAAGGAAAAGGUUCGAAUCGUUCCGACGAAACCGGUGAUGACAAACGAAUCUAUGCGAAAUUCAAGGGAAAACUUCGUAUUCGAGAAUUAUCCUCUCCUACCACCAUUGGACUACAGCGAACAAGUAUGGAUCCUCGUACAUCAGUGUACCCAGUUGCUGUUACUAAUGAUCCUCGACAAGCAAACGAAAAUCUUUAUAAUCGAACAAACCAACAAAUGGGAAUGUUUAAUCUAAACGAAAAUCGUAUAACAUUGAAAUGUCGAUUGUAUCUUGUCAAAGCAACGCUAUACCGUGGAUGGGAUGCGUCAGGCAAAGCAGAUCCGUUUAUUAAGAUAGCUUUAAAUGACACGACGAUCAUCGAUGAUACCAAAGGGAAACUUCAUAAUACUUUAGAACCAGUUUUCGGAAAAUGCUAUGAAUUCGAUAUCACUAUUCCAACGCAGAAUUUGUUACGUGUUCAAAUCUGGGAUUGGGAUAUGACCAGUUCAAAUGAUAUCAUCGCCGAAACAAAGAUCGAUAUCGAGAAUCGAUUUUUCUCAUGUCAUCGUGCCACAUGUGGUUUGCCAAACCGUUACGAUAGCGCGGGUUACAAUGCUUGGCGCGAUACAAAAAAGCCGACGACAAUUCUUUCCGAAUUGUGUCAGACGACGUCACUGGCAAGUCCGAAGUACUCCGAGAAUUUUCAAUCUGUUCAAAUCGGUGAUAAGCGCUUUCAAUGUGAUCCUGCAUGUGCUGAGUUUGUUCUAAACGCUAAAUCUGCGACAACGACAUUGCAUCGAAAAGUUCACCAUGAAUCACCGGAUGAAUACAUUCAACAAAACACUGCCUUGACCGCGCUUCGUGCUUGGGGAAGAAAAAUAAAUCCGAAAUGUGCGCUAGUCGCUGAACAUAUCGAGUGUCGGCCAUUGUAUAAUGAUGAAUUUCCGGAUACGGAACAAGGCAAGUUAGAAAUGUGGUUGGAUAUGUUUCCUAUGUCUCGUCCGCCAUCGAGUUCUCCGAUUGAUAUAUCACCUGUGAAACCAGUGUCUUAUCAGUUACGAUUGACGAUUUGGAAUACAAAUGAUGUGGAAUUGAAUGAUGAAAAUUUUAUUACGGGUGAAAAAUCUUCGGAUAUUUAUGUGAAAGCGUGGAUCUUGGGAGAAAAUGUCGAUUCACAGCAAACUGAUAUUCAUUAUCGGUCAUUGACAGGCGAAGGCAAUUUCAAUUGGCGAUUUGUGUUUGAUUUUAAUUAUUUAGAAAUCGAGGAGAAAAUUGUUUACGAAGCGAAAGAUUCUGUUUUUCAAGUCGGAAACACAACAAAGAAAAUUCCGCCACGAAUCGUCAUCCGUGCUUACGACGCAGAUCUUCUGUCCGCUGAUGAUUUUCUCGGUGAAUGUAUUCUCAAUUUAACACAUUUUCCACACGGAGCGAAAGCAGCGAAUAAAUGCAAAGCGAAUAUUGUAUUGAAUUCAAAACAUCCAUCAAUCAAUUUGUUUAAUAAUAAGCGUCUUGCCGGUCAUUGGCCAAUGAUUGCUCCUGCGACAGAAGGUGUUAUUCGAGAUAAAGAUAUGUUAGGUGGCAAAGUUGAAGCGGAGUUUCAAUUGCUGACAGCAGAGGAAGCUCAAAAGAAUCCAGUUGGAAAAGGACGUGAAGCACCACAACCACUUGACGAACCAAAUCGACCGAAAACGUCUUUUCUUUGGUUUACAUCGCCGUGGAAAACCUUACGUUAUGUUAUCUGGCGCAAUUUCAAAUGGCCGAUCAUCAUUGGAGUUAUUGUCGUCAUAUUUGUUGUCUUUUUGCUACUUGCUAUUUGGUCAUUACCUGGUCAAAUUAUUGCUCAAGUUACACAGAAAAUCUUCGGAACUUCUAGCGGAUGA